Lolium rigidum is the source of this 1563-nucleotide messenger RNA. Its product is annotated as protein WHAT'S THIS FACTOR 1, chloroplastic. The transcript has a single exon. Gene Ontology annotation, molecular function: RNA binding. Bases 1 to 1362 code for a protein of 453 amino acids. NCBI's taxonomy places the organism in Eukaryota, Viridiplantae, Streptophyta, Magnoliopsida, Poales, Poaceae. The record is from RefSeq and is a predicted model, not a curated record.
AUGCGCGUCACGUGUUCGCGCAAUUGCCUGGCCGAGCUGCUCCGCCGCCACGGCCAGACGCGCUGCCCAUCGCAGCUAUCCCCCGCGCGAUCCAUGACGCGUGGCCGGAGCGUGAUGGAGCGGAGCAAGAAGAAGCGCGUGAACGACCUCGAGGUGGUCAUCGAGCGCUGCAAGGUGGUCUCCAAGGUGCUCACGGUGCUGGACGCGCUCAAGAUGGAGGAGGAGCACGUCACCCCUCUCAAGCGCCUCGAGAUCCUGCGCCCGCAGCUCGGCCUCGCCAAGCCGCACAAGGUGGCCCACUUCGUGCACCGCUCGCCGCAGCUCUUCGAGGUCUGCCGCGACAGCCGCGGCGUCAUGUGGGCCGGCCUCUCGCCGCAGGCCGAGGCGCUCGUCGAGGAGGAGGCGCGCCUUCUGGAGGAGCACUCGCCCACGGCCGCCCAGUACGUGGCGAGGCUGCUCAUGAUGUCGGUGGGACGGCGCCUGCCCGUCGACAAGAUCGCGCAUUUCCGGCGUGACAUGGGGCUUCCCCACAAUUUCCGGACGCGGUGGGUGCACAUGUUCCCUGAGCUUUUCAGGCUGGUCACGCUGGAGGAUGGUGACUACUUGGAGCUUGUUUCCUGGAACCCAGACUGGGCAGUCACCGAGCACCAGAAGAAUGUGGCAGCAUUGGCCGGCGACACCAAUGCCAAUUCUAAUGCUUGUGCGCCAGGAGAGCUCUCACUUCCGUUCCAUAUGAAGUUCCCACCAGAUUUCAAAAGCUACUACAAAUUUAGGGGGAAAGCUCAUCACUAUGUGAAAACUGGUAAUACUGAACAGUUUCAGAAGACAUCUUACCUAUCCCCUUAUGCGCAGGCGACAGGAUUGACCCCUGGAUCACAGGAGUUUGACAAGAGGGCGGUUGCUGUGAUGCAUGAGAUACUGAGCUUCACACUGGAGAAGAGGCUGGUAACUGACCACCUCACGCAUUUCCGUCGCGAGUUUGUUAUGCCGCAGAAGCUGAUGAGAUUGCUACUGAAGCAUUAUGGUAUCUUUUAUGUGUCUGAGAGGGGUAAGCGGCUGAGCGUGUUCUUGACAGAGGCUUAUGAUGGGACAGAGUUGAUAAAAAAGGCCCCGUUGGUAAGGUGGAAAGAGAAGGUCCUUCAACUUACUGGUUAUAGAGGAAAGAACAAGAAUAUUGGGAAAGUUCAUGAGUCUUCUGAUUCAGAUGACAAUUUGUUUGGUGGCGAUGAUGAUGACAUAUUGAAUGUCGAAAGUGAAGAUUCAGACGAUGUAUUGGAUGAUGGUACUCUUGCAGAUGAUGAUGAGAUGGAUUUAGGCGAUCUAAGUGAUUAUACAGAGGAUGUGUCAGUGAAAUCUAGUUAGUACCCUGGUGGUAUACAAAACAUUUUUGUUUUUCUGGUUCCUGAAAUUGAGCUGACAAGUGCUUGUGACCGAAGGAAGAGCUGUGCUUGGUUUCUGUCUUGGCUAGUAGCUGGAGAUUUUCCCCGAGCUCAUAUUUUACUACUACCAGGCUUAAACAGGAUAUAUCGGGCUGGCAUCUAAGCUGGAUCUGCCUUUUCUUCU